Molecule: messenger RNA, 708 nt
Organism: Acanthosepion pharaonis
Lineage: Eukaryota; Metazoa; Mollusca; Cephalopoda; Sepiida; Sepiidae
Source: the annotation of a GenBank genome assembly
AUGAAUAAAAGAAAGGGUUUUGGGAAAUGGGUUGAAUUGAGAAAUUUUCGACAAACAUUCGUAUCUAUCUAUCUAUCUAUCUAUCUAUGUAAAGCUGUUUCUCUCUAUCUAUCUAUCUAUCUAAAGAUCUGUUUCUAUCUAUCUAUCUAUCUAUGUAAAGCUGUUUCUAUCUAUCUAUCUAUCUAUCUGUGUAUAGUUUCUAUCUAUCUAUCUAUCUAUCUAUCAAUCAAUCUGUCUAAAGCACUGUUUCUAUCUAUCUAUCUAUCUAUCUAUCUCUCUUUCUGUUUCUAUUAUCUAUCUAUCUAUCUAUGUAAAUCUGUUUCUAUCUAUCUAUCUAUCUCUCUAUGUAAAGCUGUUUCUAUCUUUCUAUCUAUCUAUGUAAAGCUGUUUCUAUCUAUCGUUCUAUCUAUUUAUGUAUUUAAAGCUGUUUCUAUCUAUCUAUCUAUGUAUGUAAAGCUGUCUCUAUCUAUCUAUCUAUUUAUCUUUCUCUCUAUGUAUGUAAAGCAGUUUCUAUCUAUCUAUCUAUUUAUGUAUGUAAAGCUGUUUCUAUCUAUCUUUCUAUCUAUUUAUCUAUCUAUCUAUGUAUGUAAAGCUGUUUCUAUCUAUCUAUCUAAGAAAAUGAACGACCGAUUACUUUCUUGGUGCUGUUACUCUUCUGUACGGAUGGGGCGGGUUCGAUUGACGGAACCGGGUCCACCGACCGGUUGA